This is a messenger RNA of Mercenaria mercenaria, 2903 nucleotides long. RefSeq lists its product as uncharacterized. NCBI's taxonomy places the organism in Eukaryota, Metazoa, Mollusca, Bivalvia, Venerida, Veneridae. Bases 1 to 1899 code for a protein of 632 amino acids. The record is from RefSeq and is a predicted model, not a curated record. Gene Ontology annotation, molecular function: nucleic acid binding. The transcript is spliced from 3 exons. Gene Ontology annotation, biological process: DNA integration.
AUGGACUACCUUACACUAGAACCAUCAAGAGGACAUGGUAACAUUCUUGUGAUAACUGACCACUUCACCAAAUAUGCUCUGGCAAUACCAACCAAGAAUCAGACAGCCAAAACUACUGCAGAUGCUUUCUACAACCACUUCAUUGUCAACUAUGGAAUUCCAACUAAAUUACAUACAGAUCAAGGUGCCAACUUUGAGUCAGACUUGAUCAAAGAAUUAUGCCAUAUCACAGGAAUGAGAAAAACAAGAACGACACCAUACCACGCAAUGGGAAAUGGCUGCACCGAACGCUGGAACAGAACAUUACUAGAUAUGUUAGGCACAUUAGAACCAUCAAAGAAGCCUGAUUGGAAGAAUUACAUCCCAUCAUUAGUAUACGCCUACAAUUGCACCAAACAUGAGAGUACUAAAACGACACCAUUCGAACUUAUGUUUGGAAGAAAGCCCAAGUUACCGAUUGACGCAGUAUUCGAAACUUCAGACAUUGAACAGCCAACAUCUAAAACAACAAAAGACUACAUCCAGAACUUAAAGAAAAGAAUGCAGACUACGCAAGAAAUAGCAAAGAAGUAUACGGACAAAGCCAGAGCGAAACAAAAGAAACAAUAUGACAAGAAAGCUACGGCAUCCAGAAUUUCAGUAGGAGAUAAAGUCCUCAUUAAAAUCCUUGCAUUUGAUGGAAAGCACAAGAUAGCAGAUAAGUUUGAAGAAGAGGUGUACGAAGUAGUAGAACAGCCUAGAUUAGAAAUACCAGUGUUCAGAUUAAGAUCUAAAUCUGGAAUUGAAAAAGUACUUCACAGAAAUCAUCUGUUACCUAUACAGACUACAGACAGUGAAAGUGAAGAGGAAAUUAAGAUAAUGAGACCUGUUCCCAAACCGAGGAAAUUAAAGAAACAGAAGGAUGAAAUUGUGGAGAAAAGUGAACCAAAGGUUACACUUCCAGAGAUAAAUAGAAUAGAAAGAAGUGACGUCACAAGUGAUUCAGAGUCAAGUGAUUCAGGUGAUGAAUAUGUGCCUAACACAUACAAAAGUGGGGACGCCCACAUUCCUGAAAUUACAGAUAAAGUAAAUAAAGUAGACAGAAAGAAAGAUAGCAGAACUGAAGAAUUAGAAAGAGAAAUGCAUGUAAAAGAAGUGGAUGAAACGAGAAAACAUACAGGAGAUGAAAUACAUGGUAGUCAAAUUGACAACAUGGGAAUUCACACUGAAGACGAUGACAUGAGAAUUCAUACUGGAGAGGAUGAUAUGAGAAUUCAUACUGAAGAGAAGAACAUGAGAAUCCACACUGGUGAUGACAACUUGGGAACACACACUGAAGAUAACAUGGGCAUUCAUACUGAAUAUGAAAACCUGAGAAUACAUACUGAAGAUCCAGUAGAUAUAGGAACAGAUAGUGAAGUUACAAAUAAGGAUAGUUCAGUUAGUGAAGUUACAGAUAAGAAUAGUUCAGUUAGUGGAGUAACAGAUAAAGAUAGACAGAAAGGACAUUCUGAAAUAGAAAUGAUUAAUGAGGCUGAAAAUAGAAAAGGAGAGAUAAAUUCUACAGAAACUGUGUUAGAAAGAGAGAGAGGAAUUAGAGAAGGUGCCAUAAGAAAAGUACCAAAUAUACAGAAACGUGUAAUGAUAUCAGAGGAACCAAAAAUAGAAACAAUUGAAACAAGAGAAUCAAAUAUAGAGAGAAAAAGGAAAGGACAAAAGCCUUUACCUAAAAUACCUACAAGAAGGUCUGAAAGGGAGAAAAGAUUACCGGCUAAUUUAAAAGACUAUGAGAUGAAUGUAAUGGUUUCAUAUCCUCCAGACUAUAGGUUACAUGCCUUAGAUGUUUUUAUAAAUUCCGGUGUUUUAAAGGAUGUAGAUCCAGAAGUUGCAAAGAAAGUGAUAAAUGCAGUUAUGCAGUAAUAUGUAUCACACUGUAAACAGAAUUGUGAAGUGACAGUAUAAAUUGCACUGAAUAGAUAAAAUAUUAAUAGAGAUAAAAAGAGAUAAAUCAAGAGAAUUAUUUCUUAGAGAAAAUAUAGGCUGUACAGAAUCUGUACAGAAUGAUGUAGCUUGAUUGAGCAUAUUGGAUUGAAUAUUGUUGUUUUUAUUGUUUUUAAAUUUUUAAAUGUCUGAUGCAUAAUGUUGUUUUGUCUACAAUUGUGAGGUCACAAUUUUUGAAAAGGGGAGACAAUACAGUAGAUUUGUUGACAUAAUUUUUGCUAUUCCUUUUGAGAAAUACAUGUUUAAUCACAUGUUUAAAUUUUUAUGAGAAAUAUUUAAGGGGUAUAUAAAGUAGCCUUUAUUAUGUUUAUUAGUUAUGUCUUAUUGUAAUAUAUUAUGUAUAGGACGGUGUAAUAUUUGACGUAUGAAUGACGGGACGUCAUUUCUCAGACAGGGGAAGUGUGUGGCAGUCUUGAUUUUAAGGCUUUGGAUUAAGUAGUUGUUUAAGCUAAGUUAUCUCCCUUUGACCAUAGUUGUAGUUUGUGUCCAGUCAGGUGUAUUGACCUUAGGUCAAUUUGUUCCCUCUAAAAGACUGUGUUCUGAUUGGUUUAGGCAUCAGUGAUCAAUAUCUCACUACCUGGAAAGCUUUGAUACUGUGUACAUGUAUUUGGUAGAGGUUGUUUUAAAUCAGUAAUAUAUUAGUUUUAAAGGAAUGGAAUUAUUAGUCAGAGACCAUUAACCUGAAUCACAGUGUGAUAGAGCAGAUGAGUUGUUGGUGCAGCUGGUGAUGUUUUCUAUAGUGGUGAUGCAUUUAAGUCCACAACUUGGAUGCUUAGUUUACCAACCAAUAAAUUGAUAAAGGUACAAAGAGCUUGUUUCCUACACACGGCCUCCAGAUGGACCUACUCCUCAACCCCCACUAGCAGUUAUACUUCUUUAUAAUUUACAAAAGGACUUUAAGUAAAACUAGCCAAGUGACAUAA